AAUCCGGCUUGUUGUGUGGGUUAGCGGACGCACGUUUCGCUGCGCUAGGAAGGCGUGGAACGCGGCGCACCUUCCGCAAUAGUUGCCGGCGUCGCAAAACGUACCGCGCCGUGUGCGGCAGGCGCGCUCGAGGCGGCUUCCAUCCAGCCUUGAGCCGCGGCGCAGUCUCCGCGUAACCUAUCCGAGCUCCCUCGUCACCCUAUACCGACACGGCUCAUUUCGCCAAUUUCUUUCGUUCUUCGCCAUUUCUCUUCGCCGUACGUCGUCCUCAGGGCCUCCAUCGUCGCUCUCGCGCUUAUUUCCAAUCCAAACAGCCUCUUUCGUCGAUCCCGAGGCUGGCAGCUUCGUAACAUACAAGGCUGUAAUAGGCCGAUUGAGGUGCCAGCCUUAGCACCGAUAGCGCGCUCAUCGAUGUCCAUGACAGCAGCAGCACAUUAGUCCACGUCCACGUCAUCGUAGCGGCUUCUCAUUUACCAGAAUCCACGUCAGCGCUGCUGAUGUGGCGUGCGCUGCUGCGAGAGGCGUGGGACAGAGCGGCUUUGAUGACCGAAUUCGCGUGCUGCUACCAUGUGUUCACUAACUACGUCAUGGAUGUCACCAUGUGCAUGGGACCCAGCAUGCUCCCAACACUGAACGCAGCAGGAGACGUGGUUCUACUCGAGCACAUCACGCCCAAACUUCACGGGUUAAAGCCCGGCGACAUAGUGGUGGCGAAAUCGCCCUCCAACCCGCGCAUGCUGGUGUGCAAGCGCAUAGUGGCGAUGGAGGGGCACGAGGUGCAUGCCAUGCCGCCGCCCAGAGGCAUUGUGAUUGGCGGAGGGGGGCAUGGGGAGUGCCAUACAGUGGUCCCAAGGGGCCACGUGUGGCUGCAGGGAGACAACCUCUUCAACUCCACUGACUCACGGCACUACGGCCCCGUGCCCCUUGCUCUGGUCAAGGGGAGGGUCUUCUACAGAGUAUGGCCUCCCAGGGAUUGUGGGCCAGUGCGCUAGCAUCUGCUCCCUCCCAGAACCUUGAACAUUCAUAGCGCCAGCACCAGUGGUUUUCCCGCUGUCAGCUUCGACAAACCAGGGCUCCUUCCUACCUACUAAGGAGAGUGGUCAACUGCAGGAUUGUGGGCCAGUGUGCUAGUCUUAGCUCACUUCCAACAUCCAUGGCUCCCCCAACACAAACCGUCUUCCAACUCACUCAAUUUCCUCAAGCAGCAUCCUAUGGUCCAGCACCAGCUGUGCGGCAAGUUUCGUGUGGAACUACCAUAAAUAUUCAAGGAAUGGGACACAUUCUGGGCAGAUUACUGCCGCUGAUUUGCGUUCAUAAGUGUACAUAUGAGAUACCUCUUG
Closterium sp. NIES-67 is the source of this 1340-nucleotide messenger RNA. The record is from the annotation of a GenBank genome assembly. NCBI's taxonomy places the organism in Eukaryota, Viridiplantae, Streptophyta, Zygnematophyceae, Desmidiales, Closteriaceae.